Rasamsonia emersonii CBS 393.64 is the source of this 1026-nucleotide messenger RNA. RefSeq names its product Urea active transporter. The transcript is spliced from 8 exons. Gene Ontology annotation, cellular component: plasma membrane. NCBI's taxonomy places the organism in Eukaryota, Fungi, Ascomycota, Eurotiomycetes, Eurotiales, Trichocomaceae. Gene Ontology annotation, biological process: urea transmembrane transport. Gene Ontology annotation, molecular function: urea transmembrane transporter activity. The coding region runs from base 1 to 1026 and encodes 341 amino acids. The record is from RefSeq and is a predicted model, not a curated record.
AUGUCUGAUGACAGUCUUGUCCCCCUGCCCCAGGGAGCUGGGUUCAUGGUUGCCAACCGCAGUGUCGGGACUGGACUGACAGCUUCGGCGGUCAUAUCGUCGUGGAUGUGGGCAACUGCAAUCAUCUGGACGGCUGCUCAGGGCUAUCUCUACGGCAUUGCGGCGCCGUUUUGCGCUGAUGACUGUCCUGGCGAUCCACGCCAAAGUGAAAGUGCCAAAUGGUCACACCGUCUUGGAGAUCGUCCGACUCCGGUACGGGACGACUGCGCAUCUGAUCUAUAUCUUUCUGUGCUUCGUCACCAAUCUGCUCUCGGUGACUGCCAUGAUUCUGGGCGCUGCCGGGGUGAUCACUGCGUGACGGGCAUGCAUAUCAUCGCAUCGACCUUCUUGCUGCCUCUGGGUGUGGUGGUCUAUACCGUUGCAGGAGGGUUGAAGGCGACUUUCUUGACGGACUAUGUUCACACCCUCAUAGUGAUGAUCCUCUGCUUUCUCACUGUGAAAGCGUUCAACAAUCCUGCCAUCACCGACCUCAACUCCUUCUACGACGUCCUGGUCGAAGCGGCCAAGACCCGAAACGUUGAAGGCAACUACCAAGUGAUUCGCGUUUCGCACUGGACGGUCAUCAUCUUCGGCUUCUUCGCUUCCGCAUUCGCUACCGCGUUGCACUACGGCGGCAUCGAUCUGAAUUGGAUGGGGUACUUUCUGGCGACGAUCAUCUGCCCGGGGAUGUUUCCGCUGGCGUUUACGAUCCUGUGGAAGAAGCAGUCUGUUGCGGCUGCUGUCAUUGCGCCUCUUCUCGGUCUGCCACAAGACUUCGACUGGCGCAUCUUCCUCCUCCUCAACGCCGUCAAGGACGAAGAUUCUCCCGACGACAGCGAGUCCAGCGACAACGGCCGGGUCGCCGUUCUCGAGACCAAGGACCUGGACAGCGUACAGCACCCUUAUUCACCGGAGACGCUCAAGCGGAUGAACCGCGCCGCCAUGAUCGCGAGCAUUUUCAGCGCCGUCGUCGGCCUCGUCACAUAG